UUCAUGGCCGACUGGUGUCCGGAAACCUCACCGGAACUGGAGGCGAUGGCUCGGGCAGAGGAGAGCAAGAACAUUGACAGGGAUUUUUUAAAAGCUCCUGUCAUCUGGACGAUCCCUUCAGAACCUGAGGGGACCAGGCCAGGGUCCCGUGUUGUCUUUGAAAGGAGGACAUAGUCAGCAAAUCAUGAAGACAACGUCUGAUACAGGAACUGAUAUUGUUUAUGGAUUCUUUUUUUAACUCAAUUGUCAAUGUGAGAAAUGAGUGGUUACUGUUUUAAAGUGUGUUGUAAGGAUGCCUCUGUUCUUUUCAUGCAGCGGAGUAAGGCUUCAGUGGUGUAAUGAGGACACCUAGCAUCUGUUAAAGCAACUGCAGCUAAUAUUGCAAAUUUCAAUACUGCCCUUGUAUGUGUUUUCACUGCCAUCUUCUGGCAAAAGAAGAUGUCAGUCAAGUAAUGACUGGAUUUCUUGAAGCAGAAGAACAAAGUGUUAGACCACCUUUCUCUCUGCUGUCCACCCGGACCAGGUCGAGCUGCUAAUUAGGAGUAACCCAGUUCCUAGAUUCAUCUUCAAAAUUGAGAGUACUAAGAAACUCACUUCUCAUGAGCCAGGAAGUGUAAAUGUUAGAGAAUAAUUUGUCCUCUUAAUAAAUGCAUUUAUUUAUUUAUUCAUUUAUACUAGUAUGGGUUGCUUUUAAAGGGCCAUAUAAUAGUUAUAUAGGCUAAUACUACUGUAUUAAAAAUGCAACAUCCUAAACAAUCAAUCAAAGCCCAAAAGUCUACUAAACAGCCUGUGCCCUUGCACAGAUACAGCACAACCAGAUAGGAAAUCAAUCCUAACUUCAUAACCUAUACCAUCCCAGAACGUAUGAAGACAUAUUUCAUCCUCCCUGUGUGUAUACUAUAGCUCACAGCAGAAAACUACUGUAUGUUUCCUAUGCAAAACAAUCUCAGCAGUCUUGUGAUCCAUCUUCCUCAUUCAUGCCUUUCUCAGAUAAUCUCAACUCUGCAAGUCUCAGAGCUGCAACCAAGUGCAGUCUAGUGAGAAAUUACAUGUAAAAAAUAAUAACCAUUUAGUCAACCAUUUUGUAUGUGUUAAUAUGAUUUAUGAGAAUUGAAAGUGAAAGAGAAAACAGUACUCUGAUGAGUUGUUAAAGUGGGAUCAUAAUAGAUCCAACUAAAAAGUGUAACAAUGAGCCAUGACAAGUCUGUAGAGAUGAGCAUCUUUAGCCUGUCUAUUGUCAUGAGGGUUAAAGUGUUGGGAACCUUUUCUCUGUUGCUAACCCCACUGACCUACAUUUCAAUUGUUUUUUCUUCCUAAAACAAUGGGGCAAAUGUUUUUAUAAACAAACACAAUGCAUGGUGUUAUUUAACACAACUGCUGUUCAGGUUUAACACAAAAUGACAAGGGAAAUUGAAUACAACUGGGGAUUAUGGCAGAAGCAGCACAUCCUUGUGUCUAUUGGAGCUGAACUUCAGCAUCUGACACACACGUCUCAAAUGCAUCACGAUAAAUGCUUUGUUAAGUUUUGAUAAUUGACCGAAGUGUCAGUUUAACAUUGUACCAAAUGACCACUGGUAACACUAGAGUAAAAGACAAAAGUAAGGUAAAAGCUUUCUUAUUAUCAAAGCAGAGACACAGCAUUCCGGCAUCACAGAGACUGGGUGGAAGGGAUGAGAGAAAGGAUAAAAGAGUGCCGGCUGAUUGCCCCACAGCAGUUUGCCCCAUUUUGCCCCGCCUGAGUCUGUUUUGCAUACUCCCAUUUAUUGUGACGCACAAGUGGACGGAGGCCUCCAGGGCCCCGUGUACAUGGAAAAUAUUAAACAAUAAUAACUGUCUGAAAGCAGUGAUUCUGAAACCCAUGUCUGACCCAUUUCUGGAUCUGUUCUUUUGUUUGUUUGUUUGUUUGUUUGUACUCUUUCUUUAGAUUUGGCUGCAAAAGGCUUUUUUGCCGAAACAUAAACAUAGUCACACUUUCCAACACUUACAGUUUUGUUCUGUGCUCUCUGAUCAUGGUCUUAUGGAGUUGGUUCAUGUUCUUUCAUCAUUCAGCCAGAUAGUUGGUCAUCGAUCAUCACUGUACAUUAGAAGACAUUUGAAUUAUACACAGCACCAAGAAAAGACAGUUAACGUGUCACAGACAUCAGGUUAUUUUGUCAUGCAGAGGUGUCAUGAGCAUGGCCCGGUCUAACCACACCUAGGAACAGGUCCUGGCUGGUUUGGACAUUUCAGGAAUAAUGCAUAAGCGGACAAAAGUAAUAAACUCAACACUUUAAAUGUAGUCUACAAAUCAAAAGCAUUUUGAUGUCAUCAAAGUAAAGUUCAGCAGAGAAAGACAAAAGUAAUGUGAACUGACAAUAUUUUAAUGGAGGGGAUGAAAGACGGUAAAUGAUCAAUGCGGCGGCCGCCAAGCGAUGCCCAGGGGACCACUUUGAUGUGGGCAUCCUCAGAGGGACGCCGUGGACAAUGCUCUCUUUGAGGACCAGGCAGAAUGGCAGACACUGCAGUGUCCCACACUCUCACACUUUGUCACUCAACCUCCUCUCAUGUCCUGCGUGCAUCACUCACUCAACCAUGCUGACAUUUCUCUUGCUGUACAUUCCUCUCCUCCUGUCUCAGAUCUUUAUCUACAUUACUUUCCCUCUUUCUGUUUUAGUUCAUUCAUUUACCAACCCCUUCCUCGCUGCUCAGCCAAUAACUCUUGUUCCUCCUCCCAGUCUGUAUCCCUCUCUCCCCCCUCCUUUCACAGAACCCAACCUUUUUGUAAAGUCCAGCCUUGGCAAGUUGUGCCCUAUUUGCAGUCACAGUUUUAAUGAAUACAUCUGUUUGUGUAUUGGCCAUGGCAACAUUUCUCCCUCCUCCUCCUCCUCCUCCUUUUCCUCCCUCCCUAUCUCUCCCUAUCCUAUCUCCAUCCCCUCCCACUUACUAGUGUCCUCUCAUGGGCUCUAUAUAUACCAGUCACACUUCAAGUACUUGUUGCGCUGAGUAACCUUACAGACAGAUGCCCUGAACCACAGUGUGGGAGAGAGUCCAGAGAGUCAGGAAGAGGGAGAGACCGGACCUGAACCUAGUUUCUUCUUCUUUAGCAUCUCUGCAUCCUUUUCCGCUGCUUCCAACUUUGCAUCUCUUUGGCUGUGGGUCUGCUUGUUGUCAUUGUUGAGUGGCGCUGCUUCUGAUGCUGUGACACCAUGCUGCCGCUCUUAUCAGUGCUGUUUCUGAGGUGGGACCUGUUGCUGGCGGCACCAGCAAUUAGAGAGAUCUACAGAAUGCCCCAAAGUGGUCUCAAAGGUAUUUCUUAACCUUGUAUUGUCCUUCAGUUUGUUUGAACACAAUUUAGAUCUAAUUCGUUUCACUGUAUCCCCUUCACUGUGUCUGCUUUUCUCUUCAUUGUUGCAUCUGUUCAACCUGUGACCUGUCCAGUGUUGUAGAGACACAUCUGGCUCUUGCAGACAUCUGACCUUCUUUGGUUGUAAAGCUCCAGGUGCCUGUUCAGGGCAGAGCCUCUUCAAAAACAGCAUGUUUAGGCUGUAGACACAGUAAACAUUCAAAACAAGAGAGCUGAGGUCUUCACCAUUGCUAUUCCGUGCCCCCCGAGGCUGUGCUUGCGUCACCAGCCUGAGCCCGCUCAGCCCGGGUUCUUCCAAUUAGGGCUUCAUCAGCAUUGUUUUUGUGAGCAGCCUAUCCAGUGAAGUGAUGCUGCAUGGAGGGGGGUUUGCACGGUCAGCGGCCCAACUGAUGUUUGUUUGUAGAAGCCGCACAAAAUUGCUGAGCGUGAGCAAGUUUUCCACGCUUUAAACCCAUCAUUUCUUCAAAAGGACUGUGGCAUCAGUCAAUAUCAGUGCUUUGAUCAACUCAAACUCUUCCCAAUCUGAUGCUUUUCGCAGGGGAUAGAACUCUUUUAGUGUUCAGCUUUUGAUUUUCUCAUUUGCUCACUCAUGUUACAUUGUAGACUUUCUAUUUCCGAUUCAACAUCAUCCGUAGCACUUUGCAAAAAUAAGCUAUAGCCAUAAGGAGGCUUUUCCGCAAAAGCUUCUGCAUGACAAUUGAAAAUUAAUGGAAAGCAUUUCAAGUGGCAGCAAAUCAAACAGUCAAACUCUGCUUCUUUCUAACUGCUGCAUACAUCCACUGGGUUACUUCCACAGAAGGUACAUACAGAAGUAUCCCUCCAUGAUGACAUGGAGCCUGCCUCAGUUCUGGCCCCGGUUUCAUUUGAAUUAUUUGUGCACAGCUGUUGACAGUUUCUUGAUGUUUCUCUUUCAGUACUUUCUGAUCGUGGCACAGUGGUUCUAGAGGCAGCUAUGACCAAUGCUCUGUCUGCACUUGAUCACGCCUCAUCUGAUAGAAGUCGGGCUGAGGCCGGCUGCCAGGGAUGUGUUCCCUGUCUGUUUCAAGACUGUGGACAACUGUCUGGAUCCUGCUGUAAGCACAACAUAACUCCUGUACUGUAAAGCCACGAGCAGGAUGUUCCUCGGUAAUAACUUUUUUUUCUGUGAUUGCAGCAUCUCCUGCCAGUGCCUUAUCAGAGCCCAGCUGUGACAUCAUCUUCACAGCCCAAAGGUUAGCACAUGAGGCAGAACGGAGUUGGGCUCUAAGUCAGGCCUGUGCAUAUUACCAGCAUCGCUGCCCAGCAGGUGACCUGGAGAAAGAGAGCUGCAUCCGGAUCAUGGGGGAGAGCUGCAGCGCCCGCGUCCUACAGUGCAGCUUGCUCAACACGAUGCAGAACCUGGAACCAGACACUGAGCCCCAUGCACAGGCAGGACUGUGUGGUCAGAGGUCGUCCACGGUGUCAAACUUCACCCGGCCUCGUUCCAGGAUUGUGGGCGGUUCCCCUGCUUCUCCAGGCAGCUGGCCCUGGUUGGUCAACCUGCAGCUGGACGGUGGCCUGAUGUGUGGGGGGGUGUUGGUGGACAGCUCAUGGGUGGUGACAGCAGCACAUUGUUUCGCUGGGGGUCGCCCUGAGAGCUACUGGACGGCAGUGGUGGGGGAAUUUGACAUCACCAAGACGGACCCUGAUGAACAAGUUGUCAAAGUGAACCGCAUUAUCCCUCAUUCUAAGUUUAACCCAAAGACUUUUAACAAUGAUAUAGCUCUGGUAGAACUGGCAUCACCGGUGGUUUUGUCUGAACACGUCACUCCAGUGUGUUUACCCUCUGGUACAGAGCCCCCUAAUGGCAGCCCAUGUCUGGUGGCCGGCUGGGGCUCCCUCUAUGAGGAUGGACCGUCUGCUGAUGUAGUGAUGGAAGCUAAGGUUCCACUGCUUCCUCAGAGCACCUGUAGGGGCGCCCUUGGCAAAGAGCUGGUCACCAACACUAUGCUGUGUGCUGGCUACCUUUCUGGGGGUGUUGACUCCUGUCAGGGAGAUUCUGGAGGUCCUCUUAUUUACCAGGACCGGAUCUCAGGUCGGUUUCAACUCCGCGGCAUCACUUCCUGGGGAGAUGGCUGUGGAGAAAAGGGCAAACCUGGUGUUUACACACGGGUUUCCACCUACACUGACUGGAUUAGGGCUGAAAUACAACGGGCGUCUGGGAGCCGAGAGCCAACAUGUCCAGAGCUUUUAAGAACAACGGAAAUGACUGAAGAGAAACAAAGAGCAGAAUUCAAAUCUCUGUGUCACUUCUACACCUUGACCUGCCCCCACGGCCAAUCUGACCGUUCUUGCAGCCGUAUGGCAGAGGACAAAUGUCUCACACGCUUCAAGAAAUGUCAAAUGCGUUUCUUCUUGCAGAGCCUUUUGGACCUUCUCCAGAGGGCAGAAGACUACAUCAGGGACAGGGUGGACUUGACCUUCUUCAGCCAAACUCUGCCUCAGCUGGUGGAACACAUCUACAGCUCAGCUUUCACACAUAGCAGACACAAGAGAGACCUGGAUCUGAGACAGUCUCUUACACAGAUUACAGGUGGUGCUGUGGUGACUACAGAGCAGGGUCCCUCUCCAGUCCCUCCUACAUUAUUUGAAGCUGUGGGGCCUUCAGUAGACGACUGGGAGAAAUAUUUGAGGAACAUGUCCGAGGGCUUGGAUGAAGAAGAACAGCCUGAAACCAGUGCAAACAUUUUCUUACAGACAGAAGACUCCUCCAUACAUCAGCUGGAGGAACAGUAUCAAGCCGUUAUUUCAGAACUGCGCUACAAGUUAAACUCCAGAGCUGCUCCUCCUAUUCUGCGUCUGGACACCGCCUCCCACCAUGAGGAUUCUCCUGACACUGUGCCGUUUCCCACUUCUUACUCUGAAUAUUUGGACUACAGAGACUCACUGUCGUCAACUGGAGAACCACAGGAGCCCUGGUCUCUUUUGAAAACUUUAAAGAAUGUAGUUAAAACAUUACCAACGCAGAAUGCGUUCAUGGCAGAAGACGUGACUCCAACUGAGGCCCAACUGAACGAAGACACUCUGUCAGAUCUGAAAUGGAAUACAGAGUCUGAGAGUUUUACUUUUCAGGAGACUGUAGACGAAACAGAAUUCAAAUCUUCCCCACAGUCAACAACUGUUGCCCAGACAGAGGGUGACAGCAGAGAAAUGACCUCUGACCCUGGACAGACUGUGGAUGCUGUAAAGCCUAAAGAACAUCAGAGGAACUACAGGAGUCUUAUUCACAAGAGACAGACAUCAGGACCAAGUGGGGAGAUUUGUCCCGGAGUGAGAGAAGCCUUACAGCAAGUUACUAAGAUCACAGAGUCGUACAACUGGAUCCUGAACGUCUCGAACAAAAAUCUGCGCAUGACUUUUCAUGAGGUGUUAGUGGAUCUCAACACUAAAAACGAUCGAGGACUCUUCCAGGCACGGGUCAGAGCACUGGUGGGAGGACAACAUUUGACCUUCUACACUCUUGUCGGUUUGGAGAAUGAGUCGUUUUACCGCAGCGCACCGAGGAUUAUUGCUAUGGCAUUGGAGGCAUUCAAGAAAAUAUAAGAAACUCAAUUUGAAAUAUUGGGUCAAACACGGGAGAACUAUGUUAAAAUGGUUCAGAACUGCCCUGGUUUUGGAAACAGAAACAGAAAAUCAAAUCAUCACAGACUUUUCUAUAACAAAGAUCAUCUUCCUGUGUGUCCUGAAUGUCGAGACCGAGGCACGAACAGCCAAUCACAGCACAGAUUUUUAUGGGUUUAGAAACACAGCCUUAUGUAAAUUAUGACUGUAUAUUAAUAAGUUAUUGUGACUUGUUCAAAGUAUUCAAGGGUGACCCUGAUCAGAUGAACCCAGACUGUGAAUAUUAUAUGUAUGUGGUAAAUUUAUUACUAUUAUAUUUAUUUGUAUAAAAUUGUCAUCAUAUUUUUGUAAAGAGGAUUUUGUAAAUCUUUAAUAAAAAAAUAAAUCAUUAUGUUAUGAAGCUCAUAAAUUAUAAUUUAGAUAUAUUUGAAGUUUUUGAGUAGUCGUUCAAAUUAAUUUAAAUUUUUUUUUUCUAUUUCAAAAACCUAAUUGACUCAGAAGAGAAACUAGAACCUGACUCUAAAUAAGAGUCAGCACUGUGAGAAAAAUCCCAGGAUUAGAUUAAAAUUGAAAUGAGAAAAAGAUCAAACAUUUCUCACUUGUUCUAAUUAAUCUUUGGUAUGACCCCAAAGUGACCUCAGUCCUUUGACCUUUUAAGGCUAAUCUUUCUGGUAAACACAGGGAGCCACUGGUCACCGUCACAGCUGCUGUGCCGCAGCGACCAAUGCCUCCUGGUUUCUCUCCUUAAUUCCAGGACGGUUAUAAUUGGACUCAUCUAGACUGACGUUUAGAGACACGUAAUGUCUGACGUGUGUUGAUGCCAUUGCUGAUUGGCUGAAAAGAAACCAUACAAACUCAAAUGACAUCACGAUUAAAAUCUUCCCACUAAUCCCUAUUCGUAGUUAGUGUUUGAGCAGCUCAAGUCCUAAGUGUUGGAUACAGAAGGAUGACUGUAACAGCUGAGUAAACACACUC
This is a messenger RNA of Cynoglossus semilaevis (tongue sole), 7897 nucleotides long. It is a transcript of the gene prss56, whose product is annotated as serine protease 56. The transcript is spliced from 12 exons. The coding region runs from base 4661 to 6904 and encodes 747 amino acids. NCBI's taxonomy places the organism in Eukaryota, Metazoa, Chordata, Actinopteri, Pleuronectiformes, Cynoglossidae. The record is from RefSeq and is a predicted model, not a curated record. Gene Ontology annotation, biological process: proteolysis. Gene Ontology annotation, molecular function: serine-type endopeptidase activity.